AUGCCACCCAAGAAAAAGGGUUCGGCGGACCGUCAAGACUCAGCGGCCACUGAGGAGAAGGAGAAGAAUGCUCUAGUCCAGCUGGGAAAAGCCAAGAAUAAACCUGUUGCAUUUGCUGUGUGCACAAACUACACAUACACUCCGUCUGAUGAUGACAAUGUCCCUAUCGCAGGGCAUGGAGUUGCCUUUGAGGCUAAAGACUUUCUGCAUGUGAAAGAGAAGUUUAAUAAUGACUGGUGGAUUGGGCGUCCAGUGAAAGAGGGAGGAGAAGUGGGUUUCAUACCCAGCCCAGUCAACCUGGAGACCAUUCUCAUCCGGAGAGAGGUGCAGGCUAGGAAGGCAGCCAAAGCUCUAGCCAACAAAGCAGCAAGCUCUGCCAAGGAAGAUGUAAACAUGAAGAAAGUGAAUCCACCUCCAACAGUUCAGCAAGUGAAGAAGAAAUCGGGAGAACAACUGGCAGCAUAUGAUGUUGUGCCUUCUAUGCGUCCUGUGGUACUAAUGGGGCCUUCCCUCAAGGGCUAUGAGGUAACGGAUAUGAUGCAGAAGGCUCUCUUUGAUUUUUUAAAACACAGAUUUGAAGGAAGAAUAACUAUCACUCGAGUGACAGCAGACAUUGCACUCGCCAAAAGGUCUAUUCUGAACAACCCCAGCAAACAUGCUAUAAUGGAUCGCUCCAACACUCGCUCUAGUCUAGAUGCCACUGCUCAGAUACAAGGUGAGGUUGAGAGGAUCUUUGAGUUGGCACGUAACCUGCAGUUAGUCGUUCUGGAUGCAGACACUAUAAACCAUCCACUUCAGCUCAGCAAGACCUCUCUGGCCCCCAUUCUUGUCUAUGUCAAGAUUUCCUCUCCAAAGGUUCUCACCAGAUUGAUAAAGACCAGAGGAAAGUCCCAGACCAAACAUCUCAAUGUUCAGAUGGUGGCUGCAGAUAAACUUGCUCAGUGUUCCAAUGAGAUCUUUGAUGUCAUCUUAGAUGAGAACCAGCUCUCAGAUGCAUGUGAGCAUAUAGCUGAGUAUCUAGAGUCCUACUGGAGGGCCACUCACCCCCCUGAAAUGGAGACAGCUGAUCCUGCAGUGGAGAAAACAGCAGAAAACACUCUCUCAAAUUGCCCAACCCCUGCUAAGGAUAAACCAAAAACCAAGAGUACAGCAGCGACAAAGAGGAAAGGAUCUCAGGAGAAUCAAAUAGAGCCACCACAAAAUAAGGAGCAGAGAGAGGAUGAGGAUGUGGAAGUGAGGGAGGAAAAAGCAACUGAGGAGGAAUGGCUCCUGAAGAGUGAAUCAAGAAGAACCCAGCAUGGUCACCAUUAUCAUCAACACCACCAUCAUCACCACCACAGGCAGGCAAACCGGACUGAGCAGCACAAUAAUCACCCUGUCAAUUCACAGAGGGUGGACACAGACUUAAUGCUCAGUCAAACCUCAUAUUCCGACCCUCCAAGCCGACAUCUGCUGGUGGAUGAAAACAAACUGGACCAAACUAAGACAUUUACGGCCCGAAUUCGCACCCUCAAAGACCAUAAUAACCAAGACCGCCACCACCACCACCAUCAUCACCGCCACCGUCACCAGCUCACAGACAUUAAGAAUGGCCGUGGCCAGGACUAUGAGAUAAAGCACAAUAACCAAAACAGACAGCACAGACAGCAGAGCCAGCUGCGUUUUCAGCCUGAACAGCCACUGCCUUCCUAUUACAUUGAAGAACCCUUAGUUUCCUACCAUGACCAGCAAUACAGUCUUACUCACCACAGACACAACCAUCACCACCAGGGUCAAGCACGGGACAGAGAAAAAGCUAAGGAGAGAGACAGACAGAUCAAGGCUGAAAAAUGGACCACAGAUAUAUAUGUUCAUCACUAAAUGAUAAAAAAAAUUGCACCACGUUUAUGCUGCUAAAUAAAAUGUAGGUAUAAUGUCAGUAGUUGUACUGUGUAAAAGUCUUACUAAGACCAUGAACAAUGUGAAAAUAUAUUACUGCAUUGUAGCUGCAAAUAAAGUGUACUUAAGUCUU
This is a messenger RNA of Trichomycterus rosablanca, 2011 nucleotides long. It is a transcript of the gene cacnb2b, whose product is annotated as calcium channel, voltage-dependent, beta 2b. Gene Ontology annotation, cellular component: voltage-gated calcium channel complex. Gene Ontology annotation, biological process: calcium ion transmembrane transport. The record is from RefSeq and is a predicted model, not a curated record. The transcript has 14 exons. Gene Ontology annotation, molecular function: protein binding; voltage-gated calcium channel activity. NCBI's taxonomy places the organism in Eukaryota, Metazoa, Chordata, Actinopteri, Siluriformes, Trichomycteridae. Bases 1 to 1860 code for a protein of 619 amino acids.